Molecule: messenger RNA, 3749 nt
Organism: Linum trigynum
Lineage: Eukaryota; Viridiplantae; Streptophyta; Magnoliopsida; Malpighiales; Linaceae
Source: the annotation of a GenBank genome assembly
UUAACAACACUAAUAUUAUGAUUACAAAUGUAUUAACAUAAAACAUUAGCAAUGGAGAACAUUUUAAUCACGACUUACAAAUUACAAUAUAAUAAUUACUCGGCCAAAUGGCCCAUGGGCCUUAACUCUUAGCCCAUUUUUCUCAUCUGUGGGCUUACGAUUCUGCAUUCCUUCGAUCCAAAAUGAUCUGACAGUCGACAGACGCAAAUUAACCGCGCUUGUUAAGCUAAAUCACACUCCAGAAGCGCAAUUUAGCACAGAUCCCAACCUUCGGGGAAGAUCAGAAGAAGAAGAAGUCCGCCAUUUCCCAACUCAGAGCUCUGAACUUCACGGCGCUCGCUUGCUCCGACGACGGCGAUACUCUCCAUUUUUCACAGGAAGGAGAUAUUCUGCGAUUUCCAGUCCGCCGGAAUGGCGAGUUCGCUGCGGCUGUAUUUGACGUGCAUUAGGAACACCCUAGAGGCGGCCAUGUGCCUACAGAAUUUCCCUUGUCAAGAAGUCGAGAGGCAUAACAAGCCAGAGGUUGAACUAAAGACAAGCUCUGAACUUCUGCUGAAUCCUGUUUUGAUAUGUCGAAAUGAGGCUGAAAGAUGCUUAAUAGAAACAUCAAUCAAUUCAUUGCGUCUAAGCCUUAAGGUGAAGCAGGCUGAUGAACUUGAAAACAUAUUGACGAAGAAGUUCCUUCGAUUUCUGUCGAUUAGGGCAGAAGCAUUUCAAGUGCUGAGGCGAAAGCCGAUACAGGGUUAUGAUAUAAGCUUUCUUGUUACAAACUACAAUUGUGAGGAAAUGCAGAAGCAAAAGCUCAUAGAUUUCAUUGUGCAAUUCAUGGAGGAUAUUGACAAGGAGAUCAGUGACCUGAAAAUGUCGGUGAACACCAGAGGGAGGCUUGUAGCUACAGAGUUCCUGAAGCAGUUCCUUUGAUCAUUUACCGAAUUCCUUGUUCUGGAUUGCACCGCCGCCAUUCAACUUGAUCCUCACAAGCAUGUGGCCUCGUUCAAGCUCAGAUUCAAUCCGGUAAAAUCAGUAAAUCCAGAACCGCGAUAUAAAAUUUUCCCAUGCUCUAUAUCUCGAGAAUCAUGUAACCUAGGAUCAGAAGCAUGUAAUUAAUUUAAGGAGAGUAUACGAUUUUUUUUAUUACUGUGUUUGGAUCUCUCUGAUCAACCAAAUCAUGUUAGUUUGAGAAGUGCUGGGACAUCGAAUCCGGUCUCUUUCUUCAACCUUCCUUUUUUGUUGGAUGUCCUGAUGAAUCAACAUCAUUUGGAACUGAUAUCACGAGUUGAAAAGGAUACUCACGUAUUCAGUUGUGUCCAUCGCCGCAGAUUAGCCUCUUCUUUCCUGCUUUGCACUGUGGAAUCACAGGAAAUAUGUGUGUUGUUUUUGCCCCAGAUUGAAUGUAUAACUGAUAAAGAUUUUCAGUAGAGCUUAGGUUUUUUGGUUAUGUAAAUGAAUAACCAUAAGCCUGAUUUUGUUUUGUUUUCCGCUUGUAGGGUUCAUGCGCCUUAUUUUAUAAUGGAUGUGAUCCAUUGUUUGCAAGUACUCCUUGUAUUAGAGGAGUACUGAAUGGCUAUAUGUUUGAACAAAGAAUUUGGCUUUUUCUGUCCAACGAUAUAUCCGAUUUGUGAUCGAACCGACUGUGGUUAGGGUUCAUGCACCUUCUUUAUGGUUCGAUUAUCCUAACCGUAAACCAUUAUAAACCGAAAUCCGAAGUAACCAAUUGUCCAAUCCAAAAUCGAAAUCAUUAAAAAAUUUAUUGGUUUCGGUCAGAUUUAGCCGAAAAAGUCAAAACCAAACAUUUGAUUGCGUUAAGGCUUAUCAACUUUUAUCGUCUCAUUAAUUAUUUUCGGUUUUAACCCAAAAAUUUAACAGUUUAUCGGUCUUUACCCGCUAAGGGACACCAAUAAGCCUAUAAAACCAUCUCGAUUUCUAUUAAAAUCGAAAAAUGAAAAUAAAUCGACACCCUUGAUCAGCAGCACAUCACACAUACCUUAAUCCAACAGUCAAGUCGUUCAAUUGCAUGAAGACAUGGUGGUGGGUACAUGCCACCUUGAUUGGGACUAGCUUCCAUGGUUGGUUUUCUUUUUUUCAACUAACCAUCAUCAAAUUUUUAUCAUAUUUGUCUACUUUUCUUGUGGUUAUAUGAUUCUUAGGAGUUUGAUAAUCUAUAUUUUGUUCUAAUUUGGUUGAUGAUUGGUCCAAAUGUAUGAUCAGGUUAGCAGCUUGGACCCUUUCUAGUACAAUAAUAAUGGUGAAAGGUUGGUUCAUGUCCAAUAUCUAGACAAAUUAUGUGUGAGUUGUCACAUAUUGAAUUGUAAUGUAAUUUUUCUUUUUUUUUGUUGUUGAUAAUAUUGUAUUGUUAUGCACCCCAAUUAUUCGUUUUUUUCCAUUUUAUUUAAUUAACUCCAAAAGGAAACCCACUGGAGAGCACCACGUGUACUGCUGAUUGCUGUUUAACUGUUAAAUAUUCCCCCUUUUGUUUCCUUCUACUUUUGUAAAGGGAAAAAGAGAUUACACCUGAGACGUGACAAUGAUCUUUCUGGGAAAAUCCUCCUCCUGGGUGUUUUAUGGCAAUUUCUGAUUUGUAAUUUGUUAGGUUAAUUAUGAUGAUUUGUCGUAAUUAAUUAUGCGUUUGAAGCAGAGUUUUCAACUCACUCUUUUGUGAAGGAAAUGGAGGCGUGAAGAAUUUUCACUCUUUUGCUUGUCUAGUUGAACUUGGAAUCUUUAGAUAGCAUUGAGAGCAUAUGAUUGAUGAUGCUAGCGGGGGUCUUGAUUUGAACAAUGUAUCAUUUCUUCAAGUGUGAGGCAAAAUUUUUGUAUCGUGUCUUGAUUCGAAAACGAGGGUAGGGACAUGUCUUUGAUCUAUAUUUGAAGGAUCAGAAUUAUACGAGGCAUUAGUACAGUGCCUUAAUAUAAAGGUGUCAAAUACCAAAUAUUUUUGGGUUGUCUAAAAGCGGACAAUAUCGCACAUUGGAGCGUCUGAUUUCAACAAGUAGUAUCGAAAUCUGAUUUUCAAGUUUGGUGAUGGUGCAACAGACUUUAGUUGUGUGUGAACUCUCGUUCUGUGAUCUCGAGAUUUGAGAUAUGCAUCUGUAUGAAAGAUCAAACGAAAAUUUACAUAUGAGAAUUUCAUAAUUUCAUGUGUUGAAAAGUUCGAGAUUUUUAACUGGAGAGAACAAUUAAAGUAUUACAUAAAAAAUAGACAUUUUAAAAAGGUAUCUGAUAACAAAUUUAUGCGAAAAGUUGAAAAAAAUAUUACUAAUGUGGAGCAUCUAGUUUUACACUCAAGUUUGUGUGAAGCCUUCUUCUCAAAACUGAAAUCAAAGAUGUGACACUCAAAGGGGAAAUAGUAAUUUUAUCCUUUGCAUUUUUUUUUUGUUAAAUGAAACUCGGGCCACAUAUUUAUAUAUUUAUCUAUCUAAAAUGGUACUUAAGAUAAGUUUAUUCAUGGGUCCAAAAUUCUUGUGACGUUUAAAUAUAUCCCUAACAACUACUUGUUUUGGAACCUUAUAUAUUAUUGUGCGACAUGACUGCUAUUGGAGGAAUAUUCUAAAAAAUUUUAUUAUUAUUUUAUUGUUUAAAUUGAUACCUAUGUGUUAUUUUUCAUAAAAAACGAAUGUUUCAUUUUAAACUUAUAUAAAAUGCAGAGCUAUUUUCUUUUUGAUAAUUUUUCUAAAAUCCAAAACAUUAUAUGUAUUUUAUAGCAUUAAACUUGACUCGAAUCCACUCUUUCACAAAAAAAUUCAUUAAGACAC